GUACAAUGUGAGCGACCGAAAGCCACCUCUUGAACGACACAUGUGGGAUUUUGUUGAUCGGAGCUAAUGAAUUCUAACAACAAGUGAUCGAAAUCAGUUCAUCUGUCUUUAAACUGUAAAAUCGUGGGGUUUUACCCACGUCUUCCAAAGCAAGAUGGCAAACAGCAGUCUCCAGUUCAAGACCAAGUAAGUCGAACGCACUUCACGUGGAUAGCUAGCUAGCUAACUGAGCUAGCUAACGCCGGGCAAAUCCUAGCUAUCUUUAAAUUUACAUCAUUUAGCAGACGCUCUUAUCUUACCGUUGUUUUCUUCUGCAUGUAGCUAUGCUGUUUCCAGCACUAUCGAACCAUUCUACAAGGGAGGAAAAGUACAGGUAAGUUGUUUUAUCACUGAUAGUUACCUCCCUCUGUAAAAUAGUUAGCUAGCUAACUAUCCAACGUUACUGUAGAUAUAAUUAGCUAGCUAAGUUAUACCGUUGACAUAUAUUUUAUGGUAUUUCAAUGUUUUCCUACGUUACAGAUCAGUAAAGAUGAGAAAUACAUAUUUUGUACGUGUGGCACACGUGUCAACGUCUUGCAAAUCGUCACAGGGAAGAUUGUUCACAGUAUUGAACAGGUGAGACUGUCCUCUCUCUCUCUCUAAACACUCGUGUGUAGCUAGAUUAGACAUUAAUUUCAUGUCUGCACAGAUUCUCAUUUCCAUCACUGUUGUGAUUGCAGGAUGAUCAGGAGGACAUUACAUCAUUCGCCCUCAGCCUUGAUGAUGAGGUAAAACAUUUGACAUAAUAUGAUGUGCUGUUCCAUAACUAAGGCUGCAUUUACACAGGCAGCACAGUUGUGUUCUUUUGCCCAAUUGGUCGCAAAAGAUCUGAUCAGAUUGGUCGAGAAACCAAUUUAGUCACACAAAUAUCAGAAUUGUGCUGCCUGUGUAAAAGCAGCCUUAGUUUGACUAACUAAAGGCAUCAGUAUGCUUCAGUUAGGCUGGCGCCUUUUGCAUGAAAACAAGUCGUCACUCCUUGAAUGACAAUACUUUCUUGAAGAAUCCCUACUGUUGACCAAUCACCGACGAAGGGUUGUAGAUUUUGGCUCCGAACUUCAGGCUUGCCUCCAGAAUUUGUGUGUGUGCCCGAACAGCCCAAAAAAACCUCACCAAAGUGCAAAAUGAACUAAAACGUUACAAAAUGUUGUCAUAAUAUAUGCACAAACUUGACCGAACUGUUGCAGCUGGGAAGCAUGUGGACACCUUUAAUCCCCUCUCUUCCCUUCAUCCCUUACUUCCCCUUUUCUCCUCCCUCUUCUUCCCUUACCCCCCUCUCACUCUCCAUCCCUCACCCUUUCUCUCCAUCCAUUCCUCCUUCCCUCCUCAGAUCCUGGUAACAGCCAGCAAGGCUCUGCUGCUGAAGCAAUGGGACUGGAAGCAGGCCCAGUGCACACGCUCCUGGAGGGCCAUCCACAACGUGCCCAUCGCCAGCAUGACCUUUGACCCCACCUCCACGCUCCUGGCCACAGGUGAGCGGAUCGACCUCCUCAUAGGAUAACUUCCCACACCCAUCAUACCCUAACCUGGUCCCAGAUCUGUCCCACACCCAUCAUACCCUAGCCUGGUCCCAGAUCUGUCCCACACCCUAGCCUGCUCCCAGAUCUGUCCCACACCCAUCAUACCCUAGCCUGGUCCCAGAUCUGUCCCACACCCAUCAUACCCUAGCCUGGUCCCAGAACUGUUUGUGCCGUGACAAUGGCCUCUGUGCAGAUGAUGUAUAUUGUUUUAAUUUCUGAAUAAUUGUGCUGAAAGAAACCACUGAUGCCAGCUGGCAAGAAAGCACUUACAGAUCUGGUACCAGGCUAUACCUAGUAACAGUGUUAAUUUUGGCAAUCUUUUAGAGUAUUUUAGUCUUAGUCAUUUUGACAAAAAUAUAAUUAAGUCUUAGUCAAAUUUUUGUCAUUUUGAAUAAUGAUUUAGUCUAAUUAUUAUCCAAAGGAGUAAAACAGUGGGCCUCCUUGUCACGAGAAUUUUGUUAUCUCUAUGGUUGAAGCCAACUACUUCUUAAGUCUUUGAAUGAUUCCCAAAAGGUUGUAAAUCUCUUAGUUUGAAUAAAUUAAACAAAGACUCAAUCCUGCAAUGGUCAGCAUAUUUAUUCAUGAGAGCGCUCUGCAACAAAAUGGUCAUACAAUAUUUUUAUACGCACACGUUAGAGGAAAAAAUCCCACCCCGCUGUAGGCGGGCUGUAUUUUUCCACUGUACAUGUCUUGUAAGUUCACACCUGGGUCUAGCUCAUGUUUUCCUCUGCUCUCCUGACCAUCAGGUCACACACACAUACGUUCUUAUCAUAAUCUACUCCCUGCUCGGGCAGGCUGCAUUCCUUAGAUAUCGCCGUCCUCAGAAUAUUCUGAAACCUUUUCAUACUCUCCUUUCCCUGUGUGUUUUUUGAACCAGUCUCCUGUUAUUGGUUUCAAUCGUACUCUGUUGCUGGGAUAUAAACACAUUUGAUUAACUCUCUAAGCUCUAGUCUACUAAUUAGUUAUACAUUAUUAGUUUAACUGAGGGUGUGACAUUUUAGUCAUAUCUUACUCACACAUUUCUUUAUCACUCCUGUAGCUCAGUUGGUAGAGCAUGGCGCUUGCACCGGCAGGGUUGUGGGUUUGAUUCCCACGGGGAGCCAGUAUGAAAAAUGUAUGCACUCACUAACUGUAAGUCGUUCUGGAUAAGUGUGUCUGCUAAAUGAUUAAAAUGUAAAUUUUAGACCACUAAAUGCCCUUUCAUUUUAGUCACAUUUUGUCACAUCACAUUUGUAUUGCCUCAUAAACCUAUAGUAAACAUAAAUCACUGACUUCCAUGUGCACAAACAUACAUAUCCUUGUCCUACCAACAUAUCUUUCUGCAUAACAUCAUUUUCUUCCCAACAGCAGAAAAAUGACAAACAUAUAAGAAUGUACAGCGCCUUCGGAAAGUAUUCAGACCCCUUCACUUUUUCCACAGUUACAGCCUUAUUCUAAAAUAAUAAUAAUAUGCCAUUUAGCAGAUGCUUUUAUCCAAAGCGUCUUACAGUCAUGCGUGCAUACAUUUUUACGGAUGGGUGGUCCCGGGGAUCGAACCCACUACCCUGGCGUUACAAGCGCCAUGCUCUACCAAUUGAGCUACAGAGGACCACAAUGGAUUAAAUUGUUUUUAUUGCUCAUCAAUCUACACACAAUACCACAUAAUGACAAAGCAAAAACAGGUUUUUAGAAAUUUUUGCAAAUGUAUUAAAAAUAAUAAACUUAAAUAUCACACUUACAUAAGUAUUCAGACCCUUUACUCUGCAUUUUGUUGAAGCACCUUUGGCAGCGAUUACAGCUUUGAGUCUUUUGGGGUAUGAAGCUACAAGCUUGGAUUUGAGGAGUUUCUCCCAUUCUUCUCUGCAGAUCCUCUCAAGCUCUGUCAGGUUGAAUGGGGAGUGUUACUGCACAGCUAUUUUCAGGUCUCUCCAGAGAUGUUCGAUCGGGUUCAAGUCCGGGCUCUGGCAGGGCCACUCAAGGACAUUCAGGGACUUGUCCCGAAGCCACUCCUGCAUUGUCUUGGCUGUGUGCUUAGGGUCGUUGUCCUGUUGGAAGGUGAACCUUCGCCCCAGUCUGGAGCAGGUUUUCAUCAAGGAUCUCUCUGUACUUUGCUUCGUUCAUCUUUCCCUUGAUCCUGACUAGGCUCCCAGUCCCUGCCACUGAAAGAAAUCCACACAGCAUGAUGCUGCCACCACCAUGCUUCACCGUAGAGAUGGUGCCAGGUUUCCUCCAGAUGUGACGCUUGGCAUUCAGGCCAAAGAGUUCAAUCAUGGGUUCAUCAGACCAGAGAAUCUUGUUUCAUCAAGGUCGGAGUGUCCUUUAGGUGCCUUUUGGCAAACUCUAUAUGGGCUGUUGUGCCUUUUACUGAGGAGUGGCUUCCGUCUGGCCACUCUACCAUAAAGGCCUGAUUGGUGGAGUGCUGCAGAGAUGGUUGUCCUUCUGGAAGGUUCUCUGAUCUCCACAGAGGAACUCUGGAGCUCUGUCAGAGUGACCAUCGGGUUCUUGGUCACCUCCCUGAACAAGGCCCUUCUCCCCCGAUUGCUCAGUUUGGCCGGGCAGCCAGCUCUAGGAAGAGUCUUGGUGGUUCCAAACUUCUUCCAUUUAAGAAUGAUGGAGGCCACUGUGUUCUUGGGGACCUUCAAUGCUGCACAAAUGUUUUGGUACCCUUCCCCAUAUCUGUGCCUCGACACAAUCCUGUCUUGGAGCGCUACGGACCAUUACUUCGACCUCAUGGCUUGGUGUUUGCUCUGACAUGCACUGUCAACUGUGGGACCUUAUAUAGACAGUUGUGUGCCUUUCCAAAUCAAUUGAAUUUACCACAGGUGGACUCCAAUCAAGGUGUAGAAACAUCUCAAGGAUGAUCAAUGGAAACAGGAUGCACCUGAGUGCAAUUUCGAGUCUCAUAGCAAAGGGUCUAAAUACUUACACUAAAGUUUGGACACACCUACUCAUUCAAGGAUUUCUAUUUAUUUGUAAAAAAUAUUUACUUGUAGAAUAAUAGUGAAGACAUCAAAACUAUGAAAUAACACAUUACUACCCGAAAAGUGGUAAACAAAUCAAAAUAUAUUUAUAUUUGAGAUUCUUCAAAUAGCCACCGUUUGCCUUGAUGACAGCUUUGCACACUCUCAACCAGCUUCACCUGGAAUGCUUUUCCAAGUCUCGAAGGAGUUCCCACAUAUGCUGAGCACUUGUUGGCUGCUUUUCCUUCACUCUGCAGUCCGACUCAUCCCAAACCAUCUCAAUUGGGUUGAGGUCGGGGGAUUGUGGAGGCCAGGUCAUCUGAUGCAGCACUCCAUCACUCUCCUUCUUGGUAAAAUAGCCCUUACACAGCCUGGAGGUGUGUUGGGUCAUUGUCCUGUUGAAAAACAAAUGAUAGUCCCACUAAGCCCAAACCAGAUGGGAUGGCAUAUCGCUGCAGAAUGCUGUGGUAGCCAUGCUGGUUAAGUGCGCCUUGAAUUCUAAAUAAAUCAUAGACAGUGUCAACAGCAAAACACCCCCACACUAUAACACCACCUCUUCCAUGCUUUACGGUGGGAAAUACACAUGCAGAGAUUAUCCGUUCAUCCACAUCACGCGGCAGUUCGAACCAAAAAUCUCAAAUUUGGACUCCAGACCAAAGGACACAUUUCCACCGGGCUAAUGUCCGUUGUUCGUGUUUCUUGGCCCAAGCAAGUCUCUUCUUAUUAUUAUUAUUAUUAUUGGUGUCCUUUAGUAGUGGUUUCUUUGCAGCAAUUUGACCAUGAAGGCCUGAUUCACACAGUCUCCUCUGAACAGAUGAUGUUGAGAUGUGUCUGUGACUCGAAUUCUGUGAAGCAUUUAUUUGGGCUGUAAUUUCUGAGGCUGGUAACUCUAAUGAACUUAUCCUCUGCAGCAGAGGUAACUCUGGGUCUUCCAUUCCUGUGGCGGUCAUCAUGAGAGCCAGUUUCAUCAUAGGGCUUGAUGGUUUUUGCAACUGCACUCAAAUAAACUUUCAAAGUUCUUUUUUGUGGUUACUACAUGAUUCCAUAUGUUAUUUCAUAGUUCUGAUGUCUUCACUAUUAUUCUACAAUGUAGUAAAUAGUAAAAAUAAAGAAAAACACUUGAAUGAGUAGGUGUUCUAAAACUUUUGACCGGUAGUGUAUGUAAAUAAGGUAUUUGUUUUUUUAUUUGUAAUAAAAUAGCAAACAUUUCGAAACCUUUUUUUGCUUCGUCAUUAUGGGGUAUUGUGUAUAGAUUGAUGAAGAAAAUGUUUUAUUUAAUCUAUUUUAGAAUAAGGCUAUAACGUAACAAAAUGUGGUCCGAACCGGCCUCCUGUAGCUCAGAUGGUAGAGCAUGGCGCUUGCAACGCCAGGGUUGUGGGUUUGAUUCCCACGGGGGGCCAGUAUGAAAAAUGUAUGCACUCACUAACUGUAAGUCGCUUUGGAUAAGAGCGUCUGCUAAAUGACUAAAAUGUAAAUGUAAUACUUUUCGAAUGCGCUGUACCAUAAUUAUAUGGCCAUGUAUUCUAAUUAGCGAAAUACAGCGAGGGGGAAAAAUAUUUACCCCGCUGAUUUUGUAGUUGAUGACAAAAUAUUUGAUCCUAUGAUUUGUAAGUUCCGAAAUAAGGGGCCAGUAUUUUUUUGCACAUUUACCUGAAGGGUGGAUCCACGUCUCCUUAAACAAAUUUUAAUGUUCUUUCAAAUUCUGUAAAACUUUUUAUUUGGCCUGGGUAAAAUCUUAAUUACCCCGAAAAAAACCCGGGGCCCCAGGGGGAUGAAGAUUUCCCUGGUUGUGUUUUUGAAACUGACCAAAAAAUUAAAUUUUUUUUUUGGGUUUUUAACAACCAAAAAGGAUUCUUCAAUUUUUAAAAUUUUUUGUAAUUUAGAAAAAUAAAAAAAAAAAAAACAUAAAAUAGUAGGUGCAAAACCCGUGUUUGGUAAAAGAUUUUUUUUUUUUUAUUUGAAUUUUUGAAAAACUUUUUUCAAAAUUUUUUUUUUUUGUCAAUUUUGUUUGGUUGGUAAAAAGGGAAACGGGAAAAGGAAAGGAAAAAAAAUGGGCCCAACCCCGGUUUCCGGCUGAUUUUUGGCACUUUCAACCCGGGGUUUUUUUUUGAUUAAGGGGGAGAUUUGGAGCAUCCAACUUAAGUGUUUUCUUUCCCAAAAACUUUUUGUUGUUCUUUGUUUUGGGGUCCUUUUAGGGCUGAAAUUAAAAAUUUACAAAACCCAAAAAAAAAAAAUUUUUUAUCCCCGGGUUUUUGAGGGAAAAGGAUUUUUAAAAAAAACCCAAAAUUUUAAAAAAAAACGCGUAAAAAAUGUUUUGUUUUUGCUUUUUGAAAAAGUUUGCCCUUGCAAAAAACAACAAUUUUUCAAAAAAUUUUUCCAAUGAGGUGGGGGUUUCUUGUAUGGCCCCAUUUCCCCUCCAAGGGUUUUUGAUUUUUCCCAAUUUCCAAAAUUUUGGUCACUGACUUUAAACUAAAAACCCAGCUCCCCACAGUUUUUUCUUUUGGGAAAUCAGAGGGCCCCCCCUGGGAUUUAUGUCCUUUUUUUCUUGACCCCAGGCCUUGGGCCAUGGUUUUGGGUCUUCAUGUGGAAAACCAAAUUUUCUUGGGGGAUAGGGGGGGGCUCCCCUUGAGGUCUUCCCCCCGUCCUCCCUUUUAGGGGGUAAAAUUUUCCUUUCCCUUAAAGAAAAAAAAAAAAAACCCAAAACAUAAUUUUUUUCCAUGGAGGGGGGUUUGGGGUUUUCUUGGGGGUCUCCCUUUCUUCCCACCAUUUUUGGGGUAUCCAAAAGUUUUUUGGCUUCUGAAACCCUUUUACCCGUUUCCCUACAUCGGUUCUUCCCCUUGGAGGGGCCUUUUUGGGUUUUUGGCGGGGGAUUUGGAACUAGGAUUAUUUUUUCCCGGCAGGGGUUUUCUUUUUUUUCAGGUCCCGGGGCCCUUGGAAUUAAAGAUCCCCCUUAUUUUUGGGGUGUCCUACUUCUCAUAUAUAAACCACGGGGGAGAAUUUUUCGGGGGGGGGGAAGGGGGGAAUACUUAAUUUUUGUAUUUUUUUUGCAAUAAUGAAAUUUUUUUAAAAAGCAUUUUUUUUGGACCCCCUUUUUGUGGUUAAAAUUCUGUCCCUCACGGGGAAAUCCUCCAUUAAUUGGGGAAUCUUUCUUGUCAGGGGGGAAAGGAAAAACUAGAAGGACAACCUUUUUUUCCUAUUAGUAUUACCUUUAUAAAAACACCACCAGAAUUUUUUUUAGAGAGGGGGAAAAUCAUCCCUUUAAAAAUAAAAUAAUUUUAAAAUUUUUUGCCUUUUUUUCUGGUUUUUUUUUACGCUUCACUUUUCUCCCUAAAAAAUUUUAAAUUUUUUUUGUAGGGUGGGGUCCGGGGGGAUCAAAAACUUUUUUCCCCCCCUUUAAAAGCUUAAUAAAAAACCAAAUCCCAGAAACCCAAGGGGGGAAGAUGAACAAUUAAAAUUAGGUCCCAUUUUAGAGCGUUUUAUCCAAAGGUUUUCGUCAUCCCCCAAUUUUUUUGGUGGGUUUGGGUCCCACAACCCACUACCUUUGGCUCAAGCGGCCCCCGGAUAAGAUCUCAAUUUAAAAGGGGGGUAAAUGAUGAAAAUUUGGUCUAAAAAAAGGGUUUUAACGGUCCGGUCCUCAAGUAGCCUAGUUUUAGAACGGCCCGCGAUAUGCUUCAUGAAUGUAAAAUGCGUCCCUACAAUGCACAAUAAAAAUAUGUAUUUUUAUUUUGAACGGUAAGGGCUAGAACCAAACCAUUUUCUCUGAGGAAAAGGGGGAGACUUGGCUACGCUGGCUACAGAACCUGGCUAUGAAAUGCAGUGGUGAGCGAGACUACAAAUUAAAAGACUGCCUACUUUUCUAUACUCAAGGGAUGAAAAAACAUAGCUAGAAUGUCAUUUUACUAUUAAACUCAAUGCUGCUAUUGUUUAAAUGUUGUACGGCAGCUUGUGUUUCUUAACCAGGCAAAGGCUAGCUGACUAGAAGGCUGGUGGUGACUGGUUAGCUACUUGGAAGCAAGAGAGUUGCCUGCGCGAUGUGUGUAAUUCCGAGCCGGAGUCUGCCCACACUCAUCGCUUGCUCCCCCGCAGCUCACCAGCUGAUGUAGGCUGUGUGUGCCGGGUGUGGCGCGUCCUUCCCAUUGCUGAACAGAACUGCGCAUCUGUGCUGCUAAAAUGUAUUGUGCUCAUCACUGAAAAGCUCUCAAUCUCUCCAAAAACUCUUGUCUAGUCCGAUUUUAGUCACAGAGAUCAUUUUGUCUCGUUUUUAGUCAACUCAAAUAAAAAAUCAUUUUUGUUUAGUUAUUUUUUUCUGGGUCUAUUUAGUUAGUUAUAGUCUCACCAAUUGCCACUGUAAAAUAGGUGUUUGACGAAUAUUGUAGUCACUAUUUUUGUUGACGAAGUUAACACAGCCUAGUACCUACCUGUUAUACCCCAAAAAACACAGUGAGUGAGCUCAAUCAAAUGCUCCCACUAUAAAUGGGUACUCUGAGAUUUCACCUUGUACUUCCUGUCUGUAAUAUGAGUCUGUCCUCCUGUUGGUGUGUAGGAGGCUGUGAUGGCACCAUAAAGCUGUGGGACGUGGUGAAGCAGUACUGUACACACAACCUGAAGGGAUCCUCUGGGGUCGUACAGUAAGUUACUGACCACCUCUUUACUCUGAUCUGAACUGCUGAUCUAGGAUCAGUUUAGCCUUUCAGAUCAUGAUUAAGAUCAGCACUCCUACUCUGAGACACUUUAUGAAUAAAACCCUUGUAGAUGUAGCUGCCUUCGAUAAGUUGAUACAUUGACAACAAGACAUGACUUGAAUCUAGUUGCCAGUUUGACGUGUGGAAAUGAAUAUUUUAUAUUGUGAUUCAGCAUGUUUGCGGGGAUCAGUUUAAGCAAGGCAAGCCGCAGAAUUGUUAAUCUUAAUUACAUAAUGAGUAGUUAUUAUGGAUGCAAUGUGGUUUGUAGAUCAGUGAUUAAGCGCACUGACUGCAAUGAUCUCAAACACUCCCAUUGUCGUCUUCCUCCUGCCCUGCAGCCUGGUGGAGUUCCACCCAGACAUAAGUCUACUGCAGCUCUUCUCCUCGGCGUCAGACUGUGGCAUCAGGUUGUGGGACCUGCGCUCCAGCCAGUGUGUGUGCGUGCUGCAGAGCCACUACAGCCCUGUCACCUCCCUGGCCUUCACCCCCGAUGGAGUCUCCAUGGUCAGGUACUGUAACAAUCAAUCAAUCUUUUUGCAUCAACAGUUGUCACAAAGAGCUUUACAGUAGAGUAGACCUAUAUCUAAACCUCCUGUACUGUAGGACAGCUGAGCUGACUGGCCUCCACCUACCAGUCUCUGGCUAGGUUUCCAUUCACUUGUCCAGUGAUUAUUUUGUUGUUGCUGACAUUUAGAAAGUUUGCAUAGAAAAUAGAUGCGACAUUUGCCUGCUAGGGUGCGUUUCCAAUGAACUAUCUUGUGUCGAUUAAAUACAACUGGACGUAAUGACGUCAAACCAAAAAAGUACCAUCAGAAUUAUUCGGCAAUCAUUUAUUUGAAAAACACAGUUUCCAUCAUCAUUUGUUGCAAUAAAGAAAAAUCCAUCCCUGUCAAACUGAUAUUUUUUUGUCAAUCUUAAGAAAAUGUCUCUUAUAUCUGCCGUUUCCAUUAUACAUGUCGCAAUAAAAAAUAUAUAUUUGACAUUGCUUUUGUUGAAUAAACCUGGGUCGAUGGAAACCUGCCUUCUGACACCUAUCAUACCCUUGCCUGGUCUCAGAUCUGUUUGUGUUGUGUUGCCCCAACUCCUAUGGACCUCUGUGCAGAUGAUGUAUAUUGUUUUAAUUUCUGAAAAAUUGUGCUGAAAGAAACCGCUGAUGCCAGUUGGCAAAACGGCACUUACAGAUCUGGUACCAGGCUAUACCUAUCAUAGCCAAAACAACACGGUGAGCGACCUCAAAGACUCAACAAAUCAUAUUUUAUGCUAUUGGUGCAGUGUUGUCCAAGCUGUUCAAUCUUGCCGGUCAAAUUUAGCCAAUUUGAUCACAAAUGUAACACAUCAAAGACCUAUUAUAAAAUAAAAUGCAUUGUGAAAAGUCAUGUAAAAUUGCUUAUAAUCCCAUUAAUUCUCCCAACUGUUAUAUUUAUUUAUUUUGCGGCUCACCUGCAGUACCCCCGUGGACCACAGGUUGAAAACCAUAGCUUUAGACCCCAUCAUACCUGAUCAAUUCAUUGCGAGCUAGCUGAAUGUUUGAUGAUUAUUUGAUUGCAGCUCUGGCAGGGACAAGAUCUGCACAGUGUGGGAUCUGAAGAGCAGGACCGCCAAGAGGACAGUGCCCGUCUAUGAGGUAAACUCUCAUACUCUACUUUCUUCCAGAGUUGUUUUAGACUGGCUUUUGUAACUAAAAGUUGAUUGGUGUAUCAUCAGCCUAAUUGCAUGAAAUGUGUUGCUUCCCUCGCCAGGCUGUGGAGAGUGUUGUGCUGCUCCCUGAGGAGGAAGAUUUCUCUGAGAUCGGGGUGAAAACUAAAGAGAUACACUUCAUCACGGCAGGCAGCAAAGGUAUGUGCUUACAGUCCCGCUCCUGGGUGAAGUUCCCACUAGGUACAGAUCUAGGAUCAUCUUCCCCAAUCCUAACUUAACCAUUAGUGGGGGAAAAUGCAAAGCCGACUCAAGAUCAGUGUCUAAGGGCCACUUCUCCUUACUCCAACAAUUCCCAGGCUACAUGGUGGAUGAAUGUGGAGGAGUCUGCCCACUGCCCACCAAUAUAGCUAGAUAAUACUGGAUGAGACUAGUGUAUAGUUUUAGCCGCCAAUCAGAGAUGAUCAUCAUUUUAUAGUUCAGUAUCAAAUUGUAUUGGUCACAUACACAUGUUGUAGUAGGCCAACAGUUUAAUCCUACUGGACUAUCUUGAAUAUCAUCUUCUACUCCAUACUAUUGAACCUUAGCCUGGUCUCAGAUCUGUUUGUGCUGUCUUAGCAAGUCCUAUGUGCAGAUGAUGUAUAUUAUUAUAUAUUGUUUUAAUUUCUGAAUAAUAAUGAUGAAGGAAACCACUGAUGCCAGUUGGCAAGACUGCACAAACCGAUCUGGUACCAGGCUAUACCUAGUACUUACCUAUUAUACCCAAAACAACACAGGGAGCAAGCCCAAUCAAAGACCUCCACUUAAGGGAGUAACUUGAAACACUCUGAUUCUCUCUCUCCAGGUGUGCUGAGGGUGUGGGAUGCCAGCUCGGCCCGCUGUGUGUUCGCCCAGACGCUCCCCUCCGCCUCCUCCUCGGAGGGCUCAGAGGAAGUGGGAGAGGAGUACGGAGACCCCCGGAGCCUCACCUACUGCCUCCCGCUGCCCUCCUCCCUCAGGCUGGCCACGGUCACAGCAGAACAUAACAUCCUGCUCUACCAGCUGCCCUCCUUCACCACACAGCAACAGGUGGGUAACUGAUAACAAGGUCUCUACCAGCUGCUCUCCACCACCACACAACAACGGGAGGAGGAGGAGGGGGGGUAGAAAGGGACACUAGGAUUGUUUUUAUUAUUCAGAAUCCUUUAGUUCAGAUGGUAGGUCUUCUGUUUGUCUGAAUGGUUUCACCCAUGCUAAUGGUUUAUUUUGAUCAAGAGGCUUGCUUUUAUGUUGCUGGUGUUCGUUCUCUCUCUCCACCCCCAGUUUGUUGGCUACAAUGAUGAGGUUCUGGAUGUGAAGUUUCUGGGCAAGGGGGACACUCACAUUGUCGUGGCGACCAACAGCUCCCAGCUCAAGGUGUUUGAGCUGGCCACCAGCAGCUGUCAGAUCCUCUACGGACACACAGGUGAGUCCUCUGACCAACAGGGAGCAGCACCUCUCUGCUUGUCUAUAUGGGGUGGUCACUAGGUAGGGAGAUUGAAACUCAGAAUAAGAGAGUUCUCACAAUAAGUAUCUGAAUCUUUUCUUUUGAAUAUGGCAGCUCCCUUCAGCCCAGUUCUAACAUUAGUGCCAACAACAACAUAUAGUUAAUAUUUCACCCAAAUUAUCUCCUACAUCACUGAAUAGGAGUGAUAAGAUCUGUGCAGUUUCUGGUCAGUUAUGAAGAUUGACCAGCAGGAGGCAGAGUUGCUGUGUGAAACACUGAAUCUCCAAACUGCACCCUCCAAUGCAUCUGUAGAAUAUCUCCACCCUGAAAGGAUGUAACAUAUACAGUAUGGAAGCCAUGGAAGCCUUUUUAAACCAUGGCGAUUGGAGGGAUUAUAGUUCAAUUAUAGCUGUGUAGGCACUUAAAAGAAGCCUGAUGAACUGUAAACUGAGCAAUCAAUCAGACAGAGUUACUGUCAUUCAGGAUUAGAGACAAUGAUAGCUUGGUAACUGGUUGGUCAGGUUUGACGGUUUGACUGACAUUGAGUGUUGCUCUUUUCUCACCUGGCUCGAACUUUCAAAAGGGUUGACCUUUUGAAUUCUACUGAUCUUUCCUUUCUCCUCCACAGAUACCGUCCUGUCACUCGACGUGUUCAAGAAAGGUUCCCUGUUUGUGAGCUGUGCGAAGGUGAGGCUACAGACUGACUGUUUCCUUGUUUCAUCAGGAGUGUUCACCAUUUACGAAUGGAAACCUCUCCUCAACCUUUUGUUAACAUUAGUUAACCACAGAGUAGGAUGGAUGGAAACCUUUCCUCAACAUUAGUUAACCACAGGGUAGGAUGGAUGGAAACCUUUCCUCAACAUUAGUUAACCACAGAGUAGGAUGGAUGGAAACCUUUCCUCAACAUUAGUUAACCACAGAGUAGGAUGGAUGGAAACCUUUCCUCAACAUUAGUUAACCACAGGGUAGGAUGGAUGGAAACCUUUCCUCAACAUUAGUUAACCACAGAGUAGGAUGGAUGGAAACCUUUCCUCAACAUUAGUUUAACCACAGGUAGAUGGAUGGUGGAAACCUUCCCUCAACAUUGUUUAACCACAGGGUAGGAUGGAUGGAAACCUUUCCUCAACAUUAGUUAACCACAAGUAGGAUGGAUGGAACCUUUCCUCAACAUUAGUUAACCACAGAGUAGGAUGGAUGGAAAACCUUUCCUCAAACCAUUAGUUUAACCACAGAGUAGGCAUGGAUGGAACCGUUCCUCAAAAUUUAGUUUAACCACAGAGGUAGGAUGGAUGGAAAACCUUUCCCUCAACAUUGAGUGUAACCACAGAGUAUGGGGAUGGGAUGGAAAACCUUUCCUCAACAACAUUAGUUAACCACAUGAGUAGGAUUGGAUGGAAACCUUUUCCUCACCAUGAGUUUAACCAACAGAGUAGGAGAUGGAAACCUUUCCUCACCAUUAGUUAACCAAGAGUAGGAUGAUGGAAACCUUCCUCAACUGAGUUAACCACAGGGUAGGAUGGAUGGAAACCCUUUCCUAACAUUAGUUAACCACAGGGUAGGAUGGAUGGAAACCUUUCCUCAACAUUAGUUAACCACAGAGUAGGAUGGAUGGAAACCUUUCCUCAACAUUAGUUAACCACAGGGUAGGAUGGAUGGAAACCUUUCCUCAACAUUAGUUAACCACAGAGUAGGAUGGAUGGAAACCUUUCCUCAACAUUAGUUAACCACAGAGUAGGAUGGAUGGAAACCUUUCCUCAACAUUAGUUAACCACAGGGUAGGAUGGAUGGAAACCUUUCCUCAACAUUAGUUAACCACAGAGUAGGAUGGAUGGAAACCUUUCCUCAACAUUAGUUAACCACAGGGUAGGAUGAAAUCCACACGUACACAAACACAUGCACGCACAUGCAUACACACACACACACACACACACUCCCUACUAACCAGUAUCAUCUAAUCAUUACUAUUGAACCCUAGCCUGGUCCCAGAUCUGUUUGUGCUGUUUUGCCAACUCCUAUGGUCAUCGUUAUGCCAAACGUGACAAUGACCUCUGUGCAGAUGAUGUAUGAUGUUUUAAUUUCUGUAUAAUAGUGAUGGAAGCAAACCACUGAUGCCAGUUGGCAAGACAGCACACACACACAUCUAAUACACACACUCCCUCCCUCUAACCAGGGUCCCCUCUCUCUCUCUGUACAGGAUAAGUCAGUGUCCUCUCGCUCUCUGUACAGGAUAAGUCAGUGUCCUCUCUCUCUCUGUACAGGAUAAGUCAGUGUCCUCUCGCUCGCUCGCUCUCUUUCUUUAUUUCGUUCUUUCUUUCUUUCCCCCCCAGGAUAAGUCAGUGCGUGUGUGGAGACAGGAUCCAGACAGUGGUCAGGUGUGUUGUGUGGCCCAGGGCUCCAGCCAUGCUAACGCUGUGGGCUCCAUCACCUGCUCCAGGUAAACCACUACACACCAGGGUCUCCUCAGUUCUGGCCCUGGAGGCCCACUGUGGAUGCAAAUUUCUCCAGUAUUGGGAAUGCCAAUAUCCAAUGAAGGUUGUGUUAAUCAUCCAUACUCUCUUGCUUGUGCACUUUCUAAUCCUUCCCUCUUAUCCUACGUCUGUCUCUCUCUCUUUCUCUCUCUCUCUAUGUGUCUCUGUCUCUCUGUCUCUGUCUCUCUCUCUCUUUCAGGAUGAAGGAGUCGUUUGUGGUGUCUGGUAGUCAGGACUGCACCAUCAAGGUGUGGGAUCUCCCAGAUACCAUCCUGGAAACAGACAGUGAUGUGUUCCUGCUGACCGCCCAGGUCACAGAGAAGGCACACGACAAAGUAUGACACGUUUCCACAAGUACAUAUAUUUAUACCCUCUACUGUGUGGAGUCAACUCCUUGCACAUCUAGAUAGCCAAUACAUCUCUAUUGCUAGGCAGGAACUUAAGUGAUGUGUGUAAUAAAACUGUUCCUUCUCCUGACCUCGGCCCACAUUCCUCACUAAUCCACAGCUAUCCACCCUUAUCAGUGACCACAACCAAGUGAUUGACUUUUCCCUUACUUAUUAACUCUCCAAGCCCCUGGCUCUUAUCCAACCUCCAUUGACCCCACCAUAUACAUUCCUCAUACAUGUACCCAUUAACUUCUAGUAUAGCAAGUAUUUCAGACUAGAACCCAACAAUACAUUCAAGCAUCAUACAUACAGUUGAAGUCGGAAGUUUACAUACACUUAGGUUGGAGUCAUUAAAACUUGUUUUUCAACCACUCCACUAAUUUCUUGUUAACAAACUAUAGUUUUGGCAAGUCGGUUAGGACAUCUACUUUGUGCAUGACCCAAGUAAUUGUUCCAACAAUUGUUUACAGACAUAUUAUUUCACUUAUAAUUCACUGUAUCACAAUUCCAGUGGGUCAGAAGUUUACAUACACUAAGUUGACUGUGCCUUUAAACAGCUUGGAAAAUUCCAGAAAAUGAUGUCAUGGCUUUAGAAGCUUCUGAUGGGCUAAUUUACAUAAUUUGAGUCAAUUGGAGGUGUACCUGUGGAUGUAUUUCAAGGCCUACCUUCAAACUCAGUGCCUCUUUGCUUGACAUCAUGGGAAAAUCAAAAGAAAUCAGCCAGUCUGGUUCAUCCUUGGGAGCAAUUUCCAAACGCCUGAAGGUACCACGUUCAUCUGUACAAACAAUAGUACGCAAGUAUAAACACCAUGGGACCACGCAGCCGUCAUACCGCUCAGGAAGGAGACGCGUUCUGUCUCCUAGAGAUGAACGUACUUUGGUGCGAAAAGUGCAAAUCAAUCACAGAACAACAGCAAAGGACCUUGUGAAGAUGCUGGAGGAAACAGGUACAAAAGUAUCUACAGUAAAACAAGUCCUAUAUCGACAUAACCUGAAAGGCCGCUCAGCAAGGAAGAAGCCACUGCUCCAAAACCGCCAUUUAAAAAAGCCAGACUAUGGUUUGCAGCUGCACAUGGGGACAAAGAUCGUACUUUUUGGAGAAAUGUCCUCUGGUCUGAUGAAACAAAAAUAUAACUGUUUGGCCAUAAUGAAAAAGGGGGCGCUUGCAAGCCGAGGGAACACAAUCCCAACCGUGAGCAACGGGGGUGGCAGCAUCAUGCUGUGGGGGUGCUUUGCUGCAGGAGGGACUGGUGCACUUCACAAAAUACAUUGCAUCAUGAGGAAGGAAAAUUAGGUGGAUAUAUUGAAGCAACAUCUCAAGACAUCAGUCAGGAAGUUAAAGCUUGGUCGCAAAUGGGUCUUCCAAAUGGACAAUGACCCCAAGCAUACUUCCAAAGUUGUGGCAAAAUGGCUUAAGGACAACAAAGUAAAGGUAUUGGAGUGGCCAUCACAAAGCCCUGACCUCAAUCCUAUAGAAAAUAUUUGGGCGGAACUGAAAAAGCAUAUGCGAGCAAGGAGGCCUACAAACCUGACUCUGUCAGGAGGAAUGGGCCAAAAUUCACCCAACUUAUUGUGGGAAGCUUGUGGAAGGCUACCCGAAACGUUUGACCCAAGUUAAACAAUUUAAAGGCAAUGCUACCAAAUACUAAUUGAGUGUAUCUAAACUUCUGAACCACUGGGAAUGUGAUGAAAGAAAUAAAAGCUGAAAUAAAUAAUUCUCUCUACUAUUAUUCUGACAUUUCACAUUCUUAAAACAAAGUGAUGAUCCUAACUGACCUAAAACAGGGCAUUUUUACUAGGAUUAAAUGUCAGGAAUUGUGAAAAACUGAGUUGAAAUGUAUUUGGUUAAGAUGUAAACUUCCGACUUCAACUGUACAUACAUACAUUCAAGCAUGUACACAAGGACGUAUAACUGCACAGACACACACCCACACCCACUCACACAAAAGCACAAACACAAGGACACACUUACACACAAGCAUGUACACUGCAGAGACACACUAACACAUGCCUAGAAGCACGUUCACAGGUGCACCACACUGGUAGUCAGACAGACAGACAGACAGAUAGACCGACCGACCGAUACGCUGUAGUGAUUGUCUGGUGACUCGGGUGCUUGAUUUGCUCACUGUGAUUGGAAAAUGUAUGUCUUUCCUCAUAAGGAAGUAAAAGUCCCAGCUGAUAAUUUCCUAUUGUGAGCUCCUUUGUCUGCAUUAACUAUUGUUAUCAUACAAAUGCACACAGUACACAGAUGGUAUGAGGUUUCUAUGCACAACGUAGGUGCCUGUUCUGUGAAAUGUAUACUUGAGAGGGAAGGAAGGACUAUGUGUUUGUGUUUGGUAGGUAUUUUGGCCAAAUUUCUGAAUUAAAUCUCCCUUGUUCAUCCCUGUCUCUCACCCUCAUAUUCCCCAUCCACUCCUCCUGUCCACCCUCUUCCUCUCCAACCCCUCUCUACUUCUCUUUUACCCUCGCACCCCCUAUUUUCUCUUUGUCGACUUCUCAUCUCUCACUUUCUAAUUUCCCCUUUGUGUUCACCCCUGCGCUUUGUCACACUGACCCCAUACCCUGACCUUUCAUCUCUCUCUCAUUCUGUCCCUCUCCCUGUCUCUCCCCGUCUCUCCCCCUCCCUCCCCAGGAUGUGAACAGCGUGGCAGUGUCCCCCAACGACAAGCUCUUGGCGUCUGGUUCCCAGGACCGCCUAGCCAAGCUGUGGUCCCUGGGGGCCCCCGGGGCCGACCUGGCCCUGCUGGGGGUGUUCCGGGGCCACCGCCGGGGGGUCUGGUGCGUCCAGUUCUCCCCCAUGGACCAGGUGCUGGCAUCCUCCUCAGCCGACGGCUCCGUCAAGCUCUGGAGCCUCCAGGACUUCAGCUGCCUUAAGGUGGGUGAGGGGAGGUUGAGGGGGGUGGGGGUAGGUGUGUGCGUGUAUGAUUGCUAAUUUGCGUGUGUGUUUAUGUGAUUAUAUGUGUUUGUAAUUCUUAUGUUUGUAAGAAUUUACAUUUGCAAGAAUUUACAUGUUUUACGUUGCUCAUCAAUUGCUAAUUUCCCACGUACAGUAGGUAUGAGAUAAUCAACCCCAUUUUAGUUCCUCUAUUACCUUGGCUCUCCCAAACACUCGUCAAACCAAUUAAAACCAAAUGUACCAUGUAUUGAAUGGUAGUUGUGAGUCAUCUUGACCAUUGUUAGGCAAUUAUGUUAUCACCACAUAAUAGCUUUAUGCACUAAUAUAAUAGCUUAUAGAGUGAGGUUGUGUUCAACUUGUGGCUCCCUCUCACGAUAUCCUUUCUGUGAGUGACGCAUUCUUUGAAUAGUCAUGCUCUCCUGUAUGGAACUGUUCUGGAAUACAGGAACAACAGAACCUGAUGAAAUGGCUUGCCUUGGUUAGUUAUGUACACCAUCUUCAAAUGUUAUCUAAAACAUCCAUUAGUCUUUUUAUUAACCUCUCACAUGAAAUCCAAGAUGGCCUUUUGCUCGCAGGUUGACAUGUAUUGUCAUGAGUCUUGCCCUGGAGGCAGAACAGAGCGAUUUCCGCUAGAUGGGCCAGCUGCAAAGGUCAAAAUUGGCUAUAUUGUAAAAAGGUUAGCGUUAAAGUUAGGUUUAAAAUCAGAUUUGAUGACUUUGUGGCUGUGCCAGCUAGUGACUACCCUGCAGAGCUGCUUCCAGUACAUGAGUCAUCCCAAUAAAUGCCAACCUGCUCAAAGCGUACGUGUGGCGUGGGCCCGUAUCCAUGGUGCUGAACUAGGAUCAGGUUUGCCUUUUAGAUUGUAAUGAAUAAGAUAUGGACAGUGAGGACCUGAUCUUAGAUCAGCACUCCUACUCACUGACGCUUUUUGAAUAUGUGCCCUGGUGUAAGCAGAUUAAGUUGUAUCUGUGCGUUCUCUGGCAGUGAAACUGGUGUGCCAUGUUGUGUCUUGUAGACGUUUGAAGGGCACGAUGCCUCUGUGCUGAAGCUCAUCUUUGUGAGCAGAGGGACUCAGCUACUCACAAGGUACGACACACUUUUGUGUACGUUACCAGUCAAAAGUUUGGACACACCUACUCAUUCAAGGGUUUUUCUUUAUUUGUAAAAAAAAACUUGCAUUGUAGAAUAAUGGUGAAAACAUCAAAACUAUGAAAUAACACAUAUGGAAUCAUGUAGUAACCAAAAAAGUGUUAAAGAAAUCCAAAUAUAUUUUAUAUUUGAGAUUCUUCAAAUAGCCAACCUUUGCCUUGAUGACACCUUUGCACAAUAGUAAAAAAAUUAGAAAAUCCUUGAAUGAGUAGGUGUCCAAACUUUUGACUGGUACUGUAAAAGUAGCCUUUUUCUAUCCUUCCGUAUUUCUUAAGGUAGCAUGCCAAUAUCACAUCCCGUGCGUUGGUUAUACUCCGUUUCUUUUCCUUAAACCACAUAUUUUUCUCUCCCUCCCUCUCAAUCUUUGAGUCCCUCUUUCUCUCGCUCUCUCUCCGCUUGCCCCUCUCUCGCUCUCGUUCCCUCUUUUUCUCUAUUUCGCUCCGCCCGUCUCUCUGUCUUCCCUCCUCUGUCUCUCUGUCUUCCCUCCUCUGUCUCUCUGUCUUCCAUCCUCUGUCUCUCUGUCUCUCUCCAGUGGGUCAGAUGGGCUGGUCAAGCUGUGGACCAUCAAGACCAACGAGUGUGUGAAGACGCUGGAUGCCCACCAGGACAAGGUGUGGGGUCUCCAUGCCACCAGGAAGGAUGACCGCGUGGUCACUGCCUCGGCCGACUCCAACAUCACUGUGUGGACGGUCAGUACUGGCCCUAACCAACCAACGCUCACUGAUUGGUUGUUUGGCUAAUUGACUGAUUUCGGAUAAUUAGAAAUGCAUAUAAAGCUGGUCCAGUUGGAAACCACGUUAUGACCUGGUUAAUAUAGUACAAAUACUGUAAGUUAAUUAAUCCACCAACCAAUCAAUCAAAUCUAUUUCAAAAGCCCUUUUUCAUCAGCAGUUGUCACAAAGUGCUUCAAAGUCUUGACAUCUCUUACCAACAUAGGGGAAGAUACAUGAGGGACAAGGCCUUAGAAAGAGACGUAUCUACCUGGGGUAGAUCCAUGAGGGACAACCUUGGGCAGGAGAGUAAUGUACUAUUCAGAAGGCUUGGUCUCAGUGACAUUAACCAGAAUUAACCCAGUACAUAGCCCUGGGUAACUCCACCUGUACUGACACCAUAGAAAUAUAAUUACUAGAAAUACUAUUAGUCAGACUCCUACCUGUAAAUUAGUAGAUAACCAGCUGUAAUCGCCCCUACAAAAACUUGAGAUAGGAACAUUGCCAGCUCCCUUACCGGUGUCCAACAGGGUUCGCACAAGGUGCUUAAAGUACUUGAAUUUGGCACUCUGAAAUUCAAGUACUGGAAUACUUUGAAAAUCAGACAUUUUCUGAAGUUGGUAACUCAAAAGUACUUGAAUUAAAAUGAUCAAAUAUGUUAAUAUGAAAAAUAUUAGAAAAAUGUAUUGGUCUUGCUAAUGAAUUUCCAGGCAGACUACCGAGUUUUAUUUCCUCACGUGUUUCGUGCUCUGGUUGCCAGACGAGCUCGCUCAUUCCACCCACACUGCCACUUAGCCAGGCAGGUAAAGAACUGACUGAUUAGGCGCCGCCAAAUGUCACAUCAAUAGUUAAAAUGCCGGGCAAAUGUAGGUUAAAUCCCGCCUGAAUCCCGCCUGGCAGGAUAUUGAUGUUUAUGAAUGGGUUUUGCCAGACCCAACCAGGGAUGUAGUGGAGGGUAAACGCCCUUUACGCACCUUUUUAUUUGUGAAAUAGCAUUUACUCACCUUUUUUAUUUAGUUAAUUAUCAUGCGAACGAGUGGAAUCAUGAAUGAUUCAUGUAUGCUCGUUAUGUUCACCUGCUCCGCCGGAUUUGCAUUUUUAGCAGUGUAUUCAUUCACCACUCUGUCCAACGGGAAUCUCCGCCCACGACAUAGGCCGAGAGGUGAAACGAACAAUCUCAGCCCAGACCUACAGUGGCAAGUAGCAGAGAGACUCCGCUGACAGUGGGAAUUAUUUUAACAUCCCUCGACUCCUGCUGUGUCUCUCGGAGAAUGAGUGUACAACUGGUAAAUAGUCGCUGAUAUUUCAGUCAGAUGUCUAGCUAGCUAGGUAGCUCAAGGGCUCUGGCUAUUAGCCAGGUAGGUAGCUAACUAGCUGGCUAGAAAGAUGAAGUAAGAAGUUAACGUUGAACGGAGCCUGACCUCAGCAUGAGCAGUUGACUGAAAUUAAGCUAGCUAUAAUCAAAAGAUGGGCUACUAUAAGUUCUCAUAACAAAAUACAUGUUCUUUAUAGAGAGUAGUAAGACAGACAGUGGUGAGUCAGGCUGCAAUGAAGGAGGCAAAGGAGAUACACAGAGUGAGGAAGCAUUGAAGCAAGCAGGGAAUACAGUGGUUCACAAAUUUGGGGCCGAGACCCAUGUGGCGUCCUCUAAAAUUUAAAUAGGGUCCCCUGAUAGUCUUUAAUCUUAUCAAACACAUUUAACUUUCUCUUCAAAUGGGAAUAGAAUACAGCAUUUAUCAGUCAACUAAGGGCCUUUUACACUGUCAGAUUUCACCUUCAUGUCAUUAUGUGUUGGGACAGCCUGUGGGACCUAAGAUUUAGUGAAAUUUAAAGACAAUUUAAAUAUAAAGACAAUUUAAUAUUAUGUACACUGAACAAAAAGAUAAACGCAACAUGCAAAAAUUACGAAGAUUUGAAUGAGUUAGUUCAUAUAUUGAAAUCAGUAAAUAUCAUUAGUCCUGACUUACCACUCAUGUAUGUAGUAAAUAAGUAGUGAAACACGUAUUAUUGAGUUGAACUACAAAGGGAAGCACAGCUGCGAGCUGCCCAGUGACACAAGCCUUCCAGACGAGCUAAAUUACUUCUAUGCUUGCUUCGAGGCAAGUAACACUGAAACAUGCAUGAGAGCAUCAGCUGUUCCAGACGACUGUGUGAUCACGCUCUCUGUAGCUGAUGUGAGUAAGACCUUUUAAACAGGUCAACAUUCACAAGGCCACAGGGCCAGACAGAUUACCAGGACGUUUACUCCGAGCAUGCGCUGACCAACUGGCAAGUGUCUUCACUGACAUUUUCAAACUCUCCCUGUCUGAGUCUGUAAUACCAACAUGUUUCAAGCAGGCCACCAUAGUCCCUGUGCCCAAGAACACUAAGGUAACCUGCCUAAAUGUCUACCGACCCGUAGCACACACGUCUGUAGCCAUGAAGUGCUUUGAAAGGCUGGUCAUGGCUCACAUCAACACCAUUAUCCCAGAAACCCUAGACCCACUCCAAUUUGCAUACCGCCCCAACAGAUCCACAGAUGAUGGAAUCUCUAUUGCGCUCCACACUGCCCUUUCACACCUGGACAAAAGCAACACCUACAGUGGAGGAAAAAAGUAUUUAGUCAGCCACCAAUUGUGCAAGUUCUCCCACUUAAAAAGAUGAGAGAGGCCUGUAAUUUUCAUCAUAGGGACACGUCAACUAUGACAGACAAAUUGAGGGGAAAAAAUCCAGAAUAUCACAUUGUAGGAUUUUUUAAUGAAUUAUUUGCAAAUUAUGGUGGAAAAUAAGUAUUUGGUCACCUACAAACAAGCAAGAUUUCUGGCUCUCACAGACCUGUAACUUCUUCUUUAAGAGGCUCCUCUGUCCUCCACUCAUUACCUGUAUUAAUGGCACCUGUUUGAACUUGUUAUCAGUAUAAAAGACACCUGUCCACAACCUCAAACAGUCACACUCCAAACUCCACUAUGGCCAAGACCAAAGAGCUGUCAAAGGACACCAGAAACAAAAUUAUAGACCUGCACCAGGCUGGGAAGACUGAAUCUGCAAUAGGUAAGCAGCUUGGUUUGAAGAAAUCAACUGUGGGAGCAUUUAUUAGGAAAUGGAAGACAUACAAGACCACUGAUAAUCUCCCUCGAUCUGGGGCUCCACGCAAGAUCUCACCCCGUGGGGUCAGAAUGAUCACACGAACGGGGGGACCUAGUGAAUGACCUGCAGAGAGCUGGGACCAAAGUAACAAAGCCUACCAUCAGUAACACACUACGCCGCCAGGGACUCAAAUCCUGCAGUGCCAGACGUGUCCCCCUGCUUAAGCCAAUACAUGUCCAGGCCCGUCUGAAUUUUGCUAGAGUGCAUUUGGAUGAUCCAGAAGAGGAUUGGGAGAAUGUCAUAUGGUCAGAUGAAACCAAAAUAGAACUUUUUGGUAAAAACUCAACUCGUCGUGUUUGGAGGACAAAGAAUGCUGAGUUGCAUCCAAAGAACACCAUACCUACUGUGAAGCAUGGGGGUGGAAACAUCAUGCUUUGGGGCUGUUUUUCUGCAAAGGGACCAGGACGACUGAUCCGUGUAAAGGAAAGAAUGAAUGGGGCCAUGUAUCAUGAGAUUUUGAGUGAAAAUCUCCUUCCAUCAGCAAGGGCAUUGAAGAUGAAACGUGGCUGGGUCUUUCAGCAUGACAAUGAUCCCAAACACACCGCCCGGGCAACGAAGGAGUGGCUUCGUAAGAAGCAUUUCAAGGUCCUGGAGUGGCCUAGCCAGUCUCCAGAUCUCAACCCCAUAGAAAAUCUUUGGAGGGAGUUGAAAGUCUGUGUUGCCCAGCGACAGUCCCAAAACAUCACUGCUCUAGAGGAGAUCUGCAUGGAGGAAUGGGCCAAAAUACCAGAAACAGUGUGUGAAAACCUUGUGAAGACUUACAGAAAAAGUUUGACCUGUGUCAUUGCCAACAAAGGGUAUAUAACAAAGUAUUGAGAAACUUUAGUUAUUGACCAAAUACUUAUUUUCCACCAUAAUUUGCAAAUAAAUUCAUAAAAAAAUCCUACAAUGUGAUUUUCUGGAUUUUUUUUUCUCCAUUUUGUCUGUCAUAGUUGACGUGUACCUAUGAUGAAAAUUACAGGCCUCUCAUCUUUUUAAGUGGGAGAACUUGCACAAUUGGUGGCUGACUAAAUACUUUUUUCCCCCACUGUAUGUGAGAAUGCUAUUCAUUUACUACAGCUCAGCAUUCAACACCGUAGUGCCCUCAAAGCUCAUCACUAAGCUAAGGACCCUAGGACUAAACACAUCCCUCUUAAACUAGAUCCUGGACUUCCUGACGGGCCCCUCAGGUGGUAAGGGUAGGUAACAACACAUCCGCCACGCUGAUCCUCAACACAGGGGCCCCUCAGGGGUGCGUGCUCAGUCCCCUCCUGUACUCCCUGUUCACUCAUGACUGCAUGGCCAGGCAUCGAGAGCAUCCUGACUGGUUGCACCACUGCCUGGUAUGGCAACUGCUCGGCCUCCGACCGCAAGGCACUACAGAGGGUAGUGCGUACGGCCCAGGACAUCACUGGGGCCAAGCUACCUGCCAUCCAGGACCUCUAUACCAGGCGGUGUCAGAGGAAGGCCCUCAAAAUUGUCAAAGACUCCAGCCACCCUAGUCAUAGACUGUUCUCUCUGCUACCGCACGGCAAGUGGUACCGGAGCGCCAAGUCUAGGUCCAAGAGGCUUUUAAACAGCUUCUACCCCCAAACCAUAAGACUCCUGAACAUCUAAUCAAAUGGCUACCCAGACUAUUACAAAUUGGUGGUAAUUGAAAAUAAAUAUUAGUGCUUGAAAAAGUACUAAAGUCUUUGAAUUUGACUUGCCACUGACUGUAUGAACCCUGGUCCAAAAACAAAAAACUUUGACACGGCAGCUUGCAUAAUAUUGUCUGUGUCCCAAAUGUCCCCCUAUUCCCUAUAUUAGUGCAUUACUUUUGGCUACUCAGUAACCACACUGAGUUUACAAAACAUUAGGAACACCUUCUUAAUAUUGAGUUACACCCCAUUUUGGCCUCAGAACAGCCUCAAUUCGUCGGGGCAUGGACUCUACAAGGUGUCAAAAGUGUUCCACAGAGAUGCUGGCUUAUGUUGACUCCAAUGUUUCCCACAGUUGUGUCAAGUUGGCUGGAUGUCCUUUGGGUGGUGGACCAUUCUUGAUACACAUGGGAAACUGUUGAGCGUGAAAAACCCAGCAGCGUUGCAGUUCUUAACACACACACAAACCGGUUCGCCUGGCACCUACUACCAUACCCGGUUCAAAGGCACUUAAAUAUUUUGUCUUGCCCAGUCAUCCUCUGAAUUGAACACAUACACAAUCCAUGUCUCAAGGCUUUAAAAUCCUUCUUUAACAUGUCUCCUCCCCUUCAUCUACACUGAUUUGAAGUGGAUUUAACAAGUGACAUCAAUAAGGGAUCAUAGCGUUCACCUGGAUUCACCUGUUCAGUCUAUGUCAAUAAAAGAGCUCAUACCAUUGCAUUAUUACUGCGCUAAUUCCUGUUAACCUCACAGUGAGUACCGUGUAAUUUCCAGGUAUAACUCCCCUAGUCAUUGGUGACUGGUUUCAUGAUGAUGAUUUGGAAGCGUUGCCACCCAGCUGACCUCAUGGCUACGGUUAUUCUACAGAAAUUGUACGUUAAGGAAACAUCAAAUAAAAAGCUGGUGUGGCAAUGAUUUGUGUACUGAGUCAUGUGCUGUAUGGUCGUGAUGUCCAUUGUGUUUCAGAUCUUUAUGAAAAGGAUUAAUGCAAGGUGUGAAUACUGAGUUACUUAAUGUGAAUUAGCUUAGGGAGUGUCUUGGUACUCUAAUCUGAUUCCAACUAUUGUCACACCCAUCCUAGAUAGUCUAGCGAUUCAGGUUGUGAAGUUUAAACCAGAUGCUAUACGUCUUAAAACUGGGGGUAUAUUUGUAUGCAAAUCUAGAACUGUUAACCAGACAGUUAUAAUGUUAUUGUAUAAAUAGAAUUAAUUAAAUGAUAAAUGUAUUCUGUGUGCCUUCCUCCUGUAGGACGUGACAGAGGUGGAGCAGGCAGAGGAGCAGGCUAAGCAGGAAGACCAGAUACUCAAGUGAGUUCAUCUUAGUGCAGUCCACACCAAUACAGAUAUCAACUGGGCAUUAAAACAUCCUUCACCUUCAAUACAGAUAUCAACUGGGCAUUAAAACAUCCUUCGCCUUCAGAUGGUUCAGUUGGUUGGAGCAUUGUGCUGACAAACACAAAGGUUGUGGGUUUGAUUUUUGCUUGGGACAUACAGCCUGCAUAUAUCGUUUUUAAAUGUAGGUGGUUCAGGAAAUACAUUGAAAUUCCAAUUCUUCAAUGUUUUUCAAUGAGGACAGUUUGGAAUUAGAACUGGAAUUUGGUUUACUUUCAGUGGUUAACAUCGGUUGGUCAUUUUAGGGUCAGUGGGUCAGUAUAGGGUCAGCGGUUCACUUUAGGGUCUGUGGUUAAGCUAGUUUAGGGUCGUGGUGAGGGGUUAGAAUCUUCUGAGUUGAGCCACCAUGACCCACUUUGUAGACUCGGCACUUGCAACAGCUGAUAAAUACAGUUGAAGUCGGAAGUUUACAUACACUUAGGUUGGAGUCAUUAAAACUUGUUUUUCAACCACUCCACACAUUUCUUGUUAACAAACUAUAGUUUUGGCAAGUCGGUUAGGACAUCUAAUUUUUCCAUCAAUCGUUUACAGACAGAUUAUUUCACUUAUAAUUCACUGUAUCACAAUUCCAGUGGGUUUGAAGUUUACAUACACUAAAUUGACUGUGCCUUUAAACAGCUUGGAAAAUUCCAGAAAAUUAUGUCAUGGCUUUAGAAGCUUCUGAUAGGCUAAUUGACAUCAUUUGAGUCAAUUGGAAGUGUACCUGUGGAUGUAUUUCAAGGCCUACCUUCAAACUCAGUGCCUCUUUGCUUUACAUCAUGGGAAAAUCAAAAGAAAUCAGCCAAGACCUCAGAAAAGAAAUUGUAGACCUCCACAAGUAUGGUUAAUCCUUGGGAGCAAUUUCCAAAUGCCUGAAGGUACCAAGUUCAUCUGUACAAACAAUAGUACGCAAGUAUAAACACCAUGGGACCACGCAGCCGUCAUACCGCUCAGGAAGGAGACGCGUUCUGUCUCCUAGAGAUGAACGUACUUUGGUGCGAAAAGUGCAAAUCAAUCCCAGAACAACAGCAAAGGACCUUGUGUGAAGAUGCUGGAGGAAACAGGUGCAAAAGUAUCUAUAUCCACAGUAAAAUAAGUCCUAUAUCGACAUAACCUGAAAGGCCGCUCAGCAAGGAAGAAGCCACUGCUCCAAAACCGCCAUAAAAAAGACAGACUAUGGUUUGCAACUGCACAUGGGGACAAAGAUCGUACUUUUUGGAGAAAUGUCCUCUGGUCUGAUGAAACAAAAAUAGAACUGUUUGGCCAUAAUGACCAUCGUUAUGUUUGGAGGAAAAAGGGGGACCCUUGCAAGCCAAAGAACACCAUCCCAACCGUAAAGCACGGGGGUGGCAGCAUCAUGCUGUGGGGGUGCUUUGCUGCAGGAGGGACUGGUGCACUUCACAAAAUGGAUGGCAUCAUGAGGAAGGAAAAUUAUGUGGAUAUAUUGAAGCAACAUCUCAAGACAUCAGUCAGAAAGUUAAAGCUUGGUCGCAAAUGGGUCUUCCAAAUGGACAAUGACCCCAAGCAUACUUCCAAAGUUGUGGCAAAAUGGCUUAAGGACAACAAAGUCAAGGUAUUGGAGUGGCCAUCAUAAAGCCCUGACCUCAAUCCUAUAGAACAUUUGUGGGCAGAACUGAAAAAGCGUGUGCGAGCAAGGAGCCCUACAAACCUGACUCAGUUACACCAGCUUUGUCAGGAGGAAUGGGCCAAAAUUCACCCAACUUAUUGUGGGAAGCUUGUGGAAGGCUACCCGAAACCUUUGACCCAAAUUAAAUAAUUUAAAGGCAAUGCUACCAAAUACUAAUUGAGUGUAUGUAAACUUCUGACCCACUGGGAAUGUGAUGAAAGAAAUAAAAGCUGAAAUAAAUCAUUCUCUCUACUAUUAUUCUGACAUGUCACAUUCUUAAAAUAAAGUGGUGAUCCUAACUGACCUAAAACAGGGAAUUUUUACUAGGGAAUUGUGAAAAACUGAGUUUAAAUGUAUUUGGCUAAGGUGUAUGUAAACUUCUGACUUCAACUGUAUCUACAGAUCAAGGGUUUGUUAGACCAAAGUUUGCCCACUGCCUAACCAGACUAGAGGUCAUGUUGGAAAGAAGUCACGAUGGAUAAAAUGUUCUAUUUACUUGCUUCUGUUUACACACACACACACACACACACACACACACACACACACACACACACACACACACACACACACACAGGCUGUGGCCCAUCAGAUAGUGUUCCUUUUAAAAGUCACAACCUGUUCUCUGGAACCAUAUGUAAGGAUAACCACGGGGAUUGGUAAGAAUGUCCACCCACCACGUUUCCUCUGUGCUGAGCUAAUGGCUGCUGUAAUUCUGCAGAAAUUGUACCUCCGUCUUAAGAAAACAGCGGCUAAAUUAAAAGCUGGUGUGUGGCAAUGACCGUGUAGUCUAUCAUGUGCUUCUGAACGUCGCAGCCACUUCAUUUGAUUCCUUGAAGUUUAGGAGAGGACAGAAACUCCUAAGGUCUGACCUCUGUGCAGAUGAUGUUUGAUGCUUUAAUUUCUGAAUAAUAGUGAUGGAAUCAAACCACUGAUGCCAGAGAGAGAAAAAAAACAUGACCAUAUGAGUUGUGCAUUGUCGUGGAAGUUCUACCCAAUAAGGAGAGACUUUGUUAUUUCUUCAAACAAUUAUACUUUAUUUAUCAAUUAAUUAUUGCAAUAAUGGAGCUGGUCAGACAUGCACUUCUAAGGUGUACGCCAGAGAGCUCGAAUGACACGAGGAGUACAGAAACCUUAUAUAGGCAAGUCAUCUUAUGCAAGCAUGUACAAAACUCGUGAUCUUGGUGUGUGUAUGUGCUGGACAAUGAGACGAAACUGGGGUACAGGGUGCAGACUAACUGUGAAAAAGAUUGUCUCAUUCUGAGGACAAUAGAUGUUAAAACAACAAGAAAUCUCCUCAGACAUAGUUCCUCAAAAGUAGAUUAAUGGCCCCUUGACCCAAGCAAGCAAGCGUCUUUCGCUGUCUGCCUAGAUGAUGUGGGACUUAACACCCAUACACAUACACACACCAAGUUUGAACCUUUUGCCCAGCAACAGGCCUUAGCCAGGACAACAGCUUUGUCAUUAGUGCGCAGAAUUUAACACUUUGCUCUGGUAGAAGUAGAUAGAGAUGGAACCAGUUCUUUCCCUUUUGACUAGCAGGAAACCAUAGAUCUCACCUGUUAGCUCUUGGCUGUGCACCCAGACAUCAUGUCCAUACUUCCCUAACACUAGGUUCCUAUGCUACACAUCCACAGAACAGUUAGAAACAGGCUCAUACCCAUGCAUGCACAAUCCCAUCUCAUAUGAUCUAGUUAAUCAAUCAUCUCAGAAUUAAGGCAGAAGCAAUUAAGCUUAAAGAAAAGCUUCUAGUACACAAGCAUGAUAAAGGUUUAACAAAAAUUGAUAUCACAGCAUGCACGCGUUUGUGCGUCUUUCCUGGGUAUUGUUCAUUAGGCACGUUUUAAAACAUUUUGCAACGGGAAACAAAAAUGUGCGUUUCUUAUUGGACAAAUCCAGGUGGCCCCUCCCUGUCUCAGUCCUGUUUUGUUCGUAAUGAACACAGCCCCGGUUUCUACUUUCUGAUGUUGUGUUGUGCAGGAAACAGGAGCUGUCUAACCUGCUCCAUGAGAAGAAGUACCUGAAGGCUCUGGGCCUGGCCAUCUCCCUGGACCAGCCACACACUGUGCUCAAAGUCAUCAAAGGUAAAUGUCUCUACCCUCUCUGUCUCUAGUCUCUCACAUAUUUUCUCCACACUGUACAUACGGCAUGUUGAUCAUCCAGAUUCUUCCUCACAUCUCCAGAAAUAGCUGCUGGAUUCCACAUCACUCAUUUUGUCACUCACCUUCCACCCUGUCACUACCUAUUAUCCUUCCUGUGUGUGUCUCUUUAGCACCCCCUCAUGACAUGCAUACCAACAGGUCCACUGACAGUCUGUCAAAGCCUUAGAGAGGCAAACAGACUAAAUGGACCAUAUCACUCUUCCCAAAUUCCAGGACGUUCUUCUGAGCCAAAACAUAAAUAGCUGUGCACAGGUGCACUUUAGUGUUUGUUUAUCAAAACAAAGAAGAGUGGAACAUCUUGUUUUAGACAUUGCAUGUAUUGAUCAUGGAUGAGGUAGACUGGGUGGUGUUCAUUAGGGCAAAACGUUGCACAACGAGAAUUAUAUGAUUUCUUAUUUUACAAGUUCCGAUAGUACCUCCCUGUUUGGGACCGCUUUCUUCCGUCUCGUGCCUAUUGAACAUAGCCUGAGAGAGAUCAGGUUCUGAGCUAAAUAAACGUACAGUUUAUAAACACAGGAGUGUACAUAUACUCAGUGUUAAGGCAUGUUGGCGUUGGGAACAUCAUGUAUGUAGGCAACACACUAGUGCAGCUCCAAAACAACAUGUCCUCUUAAAACUGCUUAUAACACAUUCUGUUUUCGAUAUUGAAAUUCUAACAACAUAUAACAUACGUAUGUUAAAUAGACUUAUUUAGGAAAAGUAAAGGACUGAGGGGUAAUGGCUUUAAAAAUGACAGAGAUGUACAUUUUCAAUUCAUAUGUAGUUAAAAUGACAGCCUUGGCACUUCUAGUGUUAAAAGCCAUUAAAAUAACUGGAUGUGAGAGACUAGGGUUACAUGUUUGACCGUCAAGGAUUGGUCAGAGUUCAUUGUAUUGGCAUAACAAUGGACCGUCAUACUGACACUAGAGGAUCUUAAAUGUGGUUGUUGACUGGAUGGGUCACUUAGGUCAUGAUGAUGCCUACUUAGGCUGCAUCCCAAAUGGCACCCUAUUCCCUAUCUAAUGCACUACUUUUGAUCCCCAUAGAGCUCUGGUCAAAAGUAAUGCACUUUGUAGGGAAAGUUAGUUAUGAAAAAAGUUACGUAAGUCUUAAUAGACUGGCUUAUGUAUUGUGUGCCAUGACACUGGCUAUGUAUGCCAGGAUCAUAGGCUUCUAUAUCUGAUGUGGGUUACUCUGUGUGUGCUGUCUGUGACCUCAUGACUGUCCUGUGUUGCCCCUAGCGAUCCGCCAGGGGGAGGAUGGUGCUAAGCAGCUGGAGAAGACUGUGCUGAAGCUGCGCCAGGACCAGAAAGGUGAGGUCAUAAAGGAUGAGGUAUACUCAGCUGGCCAAAAAAUCACUAUGUUUUUACUACGUUGCAGAACAUUCAAUAUGGUGAUGGAGCCACCUGAUAAUGGUCAGUGAAAAUGGUCUGUGUAUGUUAAUAGUCCAAGGGAAUGGUCCAUGAUAAAGGUCCUUGUAUGGUAAUGGUCCGUGAUAAUGGUCAUUGUAUGGUAGUGGUCCGUGAUAAUGGUCCGUGUAUGGUAGUGGUCCGUGAUAAUGGUCAGUGUAUGGUAGUGGUCUGUGAUAAUGGUCAUUGUAUGGUAGUGGUCCGUGAUAAUGGUCCGUGUAUGGUAGUGGUCCGUGUAUGGUAGUGGUCUGUGAUAAUGGUCAUUGUAUGGUAGUGGUCCGUGGAAAUGGUCCGUGUAUGGUAGUGGUCCGUGAUAAUGGUCAUUGUAUGGUAGUGGUCCGUGUAUGGUAGUGGUCCGUGAUAAUGGUCCGUGUAUGGUAGUGGUCCGUGUAUGGUAGUGGUCCGUGAUAAUGGUCCGUGUAUGGUAGUGGUCCGUGUAUGGUAGUGGUCCGUGUAUGGUAGUGGUCCGUGAUAAUGGUCCGUGAUAAUGGUCCGUGUAUGGUAGUGGUCCGUGAUAAUGGUCCGUGUAUGGUAGUGGUCCGUGAUAAUGGUCCGUGUAUGGUAGUGGUCCGUGAUAAUGGUCAUUGUAUGGUAGUGGUCCGUGGAAAUGGUCCGUGUAUGGUAGUGGUCCGUGAUAAUGGUCAGUGUAUGGUAGUGGUCCGUGUAUGGUAAUGUUCUGUGUAAUCCUCUACCCCCUCCCCUCCAGAGUCUAUGCUGCGCUUCUGUGCUGUGUGGAACACCAACGCCCGGAGCUGUCUGGACGCCCAGGCUGUGAUCCAGGUGAUGCUCACACACCUCUCCCCUGAAGAGCUGCUCCUGUACCAAGGAGCACGCGCACAUCUGGAGGGACUCAUACCUUACACUGGUGAGGUGGGGAAGAGUGUGUUUGGGGGUGGGGUGGGGAGUGUUUGGGUGAGAGGCGGGGUGGGGAGUGUUUGGGUCAGAGUGUGUGUGGGGUGGGGAGUGUUUGGGUGAGAGUGUGUGUGUGGGGGGUGGGGGUGGGGUGGGGUGUGUUUGGGUGAGAGCGUGUGUGGGGGUGGGGUGGGGAGUGUUUGGGUGAGAGUGUGUGUGUUAGGCACAUUGAUGUAUAGACUCACGCCAAACUGUGCAGAUGAUGUAUGAUAUUUUAAUUUCUGAAUAAUAGUGAAGGAAUCAAACCGCUGAUGCCAGAGAAUGUCCACUGAUUGUGUGUGUGUGAUGGUGUCCGCUUAUUGUGUGUGUGCAUGCGUCUUUACGUGUUUGUUGAUUCAGUUCCCUUGUUUGAUUUGACCCUGCUUGUGCCCCCUAGAGAGACACAUGCAGAGGAUAGGCCGUCUCCUGCAGGCCUCCAUGUUCCUGGACUACAUGUGGCAGAAGAUGAGAGUGACAGGAGCUCCAGCCAGGUGAGGGGGACCAGGGGAGGGCCUUAAACACAACACCCACCAAUCACAAUCCAGGGCUUAUACUAACGCUAUACAGCCUUGCCCAAUGACUUUCAAAUGUGUUUUCAAAUGCAUUGCUUUCAGAAAAAGAUUCAGAAUAAAAAGCACAUCAAUUGCAUUGUUUUGAGUUUAUUUUAAUAUGGAUUGAUAGUGAUGACAGAUAAUAUCUGUCUUAGGGGCGAAUCCUAACAUACACUUACCCUCCCAUCAAUAUCAAUGCAUUGACUGAGUGAAAAAUCAAUUUAUGCAGAAUUUAGGAUUCGACUCAAUAACUUCUCUGAAGUAAAAGACGUGUUCAAUUGUUUGAUUUCAUGUUUCCUUGUAGCCUUCUAAUUAACUUUGUAGCAGGAAACAGUCAUCCGACCCAUCAGUGUUGACAGUAUGCCUCGUGAAGGUUGCGAUAGAUCUAAUCUGAGUCUAGAACAAUGGCUGUUGUUGUUCAUAGGAAUCAAUCUAGGCAAGAGAUUUCACUUUCACAUAUCUGUGGUUUGAGACCAAUACCUGUGGAACCAAACUGAUGUGUUUACUGUAUGUACUGAAGUAGACCUCAUUCUGAAACCAGACACACAGCCACAUUCCCUCUCUAUGGUUGCAUCCCAAAUUGCACCCUAUUGUCUACAGUGAGGGAAAAAACAUUUUUACAUUUGCCCACUGACAAAGACAUGAUCAGUCUAUAAUUUUAAUGGUAGGUUUAUUUGAACAGUGAGAGACAGAAUAACAACAAAAAAAUCCAGAAAAACGCAUGUCAAAAAUGUUAUACAUUGAUUUGCAUUUUAAUGAGGGAAAUAAGUAUUUGACCCCUCUGCAAACAUGACUUAGUACUUGGUGGCAAAACACUUGUUGGCAAUCACAGAGGUCAGACGUUUCUUGUAGUUGGCCACCAGGUUUGCACACAUCUCAGGAGGGAUUUUGUCCCACUGCUCUUUGCAGAUCUUCUCCAAGUCAUUAAGGUUUCGAGGCUGACGUUUGGCAACUCGAACCUUCAGCUCCCUCCACAGAUUUUCUAUGGGAUUAAGGUCUGGAGACUGGCAAGGCCACUCCAGGACCUUAAUGUGCUUCUUCUUGAGCCAGUCCUUUGUUGCCUUGGCCGUGUGUUUUGGGUCAUUGUCAUGCUGGAAUACCCAUCCACAACCCAUUUUCAAUGCCCUGGCUGAGGGAAGGAGGUUCUCACCCAAGAUUUGACGGUACAUGGCCCCGUCCAUCGUCCCUUUUGAUGCGGUGAAGUUGUCCUGUCCCCUUAGCAGAAAAACACCCCCAAAGCAUAAUGUUUCCACCUCCAUUUUUGACGGUAGGGAUGGUGGUCUCUGGGGUUCAUAGGCAGCAUUCCUCCUCCUCCAAAUACGGCGAGUUGAGUUGAUGCCAAAGAGCUCGAUUUUGGUCUCAUCUGACCACAACACUUUCACCCAGUUCUCCUCUGAAUCAUUCAGAUGUUCAUUAGCAAACUUCAGAAGGCCCUGUAUAUGUGGUUUCUUGAGCAGGGGGACCUUGCGGGCGCUGCAGGAUUUCAGUCCUUCACGGCGUAGUGUGUUACCAAUUGUUUUCUUGGUGACUAUGGUCCCAGCUGCCUUGAGAUCAUUGACAAGAUUCUCCCGUGUAGUUCUGGGCUGAUUCCUCACCGUUCUCAUGAUCAUUGCAACUCCACGAGGUGAGAUCUUGCAUGGAGCCCCAGACCAAGGGAGAUUGACAGGUCUUUUGUGUUUCUUCCAUUUGCGAAUAAUCGCACCAACUGUUGUCACCUUCUCACCAAGCUGCUUGGUGAUGGUCUUGUAGCCCAUUCCAGCCUUGUGUAGGUCUACAAUCUUGUCCCUGACAUCCUUGGAGAGCUCUUUGGUCUUGGCCAUGGUGGAGAGUUUGGAAUCUGAUUGAUUGCUUCUGUGGACAGGUGUCUUUUAUACAGGUAACAAGCUGAGAUUAGGAGCACUCCCUUUAAGAGUGUGCUCCUAAUCUCAGCUCGUUACCUGUAUAAAAGACACCUGGGAGCCAGAAAUCUUUCUGAUUGAGAGGGGGUCAAAUACUUAUUUCCCUCAUUUAAAAUGCAAAUCAAUUUAUAACAUUUUUGACAUGCGUUUUUCUGGAUUUCUUUGUUGUUAUUCUGUCUCUCACUGUUCAAAUAAACCUACCAUUAAAAUUAUAGACUGAUCAUUUCUUUGUCGGUAGGGAAACAUACAAAUUCAGCAGGGGAUCAAAUACUUUUUUCCCUCACUGUAUAGACAAGUGCACUGCUUUUCACUAGGGCUCUGGUCUAAAGUAGUGCACUACAUAGAGAAUAGGGGAGGCAGUUUAUAAGCGUUGCCUGCAAAUGAAAGAACUGUAAUGAUGAAUAAGAAACUGAAUGUGGAACGGUAACAACGAUAACCAGGUCCUGGGAUCAGCUGGAGAUUAAUCAGAUACUAUAAAAUCCCAUACUGUACCAUGGAGCCUAAACUACAAUCUGGUAAAUCUACACUGAAACUUCUGGAAGAAUGGUGCUGUAGGACAGGUUUGAAGAAUGAUUAUUUUAAAGUAAUUAUCUAGAAAGUCAUUGUCAUGGGUCAAGCAUAAAGAUAAUGUAUUCUGCAGUACCCUAAUAUAAAUUAUGAUGUGAUAGGAAGCAUGCAGCGGAGCCUAAUUCUUCAACAUGGUCCUAAGAGCCAAUAAGAAUCCAGCUAGAGUCCAGCUUCAGGAAAUACGACAGAGCAAACAUGGGUCUGUGCAGCACGUGAUUUAUAUGGAUAUUUUACCUCCUUUGUUGUUGGUUGCUAAUGUGUGUUGUCAUAUCCUUUUACAGUAUGGACUCGCAGGAUGAGGAGAUGGACACCGCCUCUCUUCAGGUGCCGCACCCCCUGUUUAUGAUCGACAAGCGAUCAGGUGAGGGUGGGGAUGGGAGUAGGGAACAGGGGGAUGGUGAGGAGAGAUGGAAUGAGGGAGUGGUGGAGGAGGAUGGUGGUCUCGAGGAAGAUACAAAUUUCCCAGCCAACAUGGAGGAUGAUGAUGAAGUCAGUAUCACCAGGAAAGCCUCAGUCAGCGGACAAAGGGUGGAAAAUGGACAGAACAGAAAAGAAAAUGGCAGCCAUCCCUCUGGCAGUGAGGAGAGCUCAGGAGAUGAGGAAGAGGAGGACCAGGGAGACCAAACAGAGGGUAAGAUGGCCAAGUGUCAGAUCAUCCUGUCUGCAGCAUCCCCUCCACCCCUCCAAGCAAUCACCAGCUGAUGGGAGACUGUCUGACACCAAGCCCACCAAGGAUGCCUGUGUGUGAACCCACAGGAGUCCCCUUUAGCAUGGACCACUGCCUGGAGCAACUGAUAGUGUGGCUUUAUAGACACUGACAGACAGAGAAGCAGGUCCUGAACGACCUUUAAAAUGAACUGGUUUUGAGGUUGAUAUGCCUGGCUGUCAGCAUAGGCCCCUUUCUCGGCAGCCAUUUUGGAAAACCGUGUCAUUUCUCAUAAAUAGUGCCAUGAGUUUUUCUGACCAGGAAAAACUCUGGGCGCUACAUUUACAUUUACAUUUUUGUCAUUUAGCAGACGCUCUUAUCCAGAGCGACUUACAGUUAGUGAGUGCAUACAUAUUUUUUUUUUCAUACUGGCCCCCCAUGGGCUAGUUGAAGCCUGCUUCUCGUACCUAGUUGAAGCCUACUACUGGUACCUAGUUGAAGCCUGCUACUGGUACCUAGUUGAAGCGUACUACUGGUACCUAGUUGAAGCCUGCUAGUGGUACCUAGUUGAAGCCUGCUACUGGUACUUAGUUGAAGCGUGCUACUGGUACCUAGUGGAAGCC
Molecule: messenger RNA, 36357 nt
Organism: Coregonus sp. 'balchen'
Lineage: Eukaryota; Metazoa; Chordata; Actinopteri; Salmoniformes; Salmonidae
Source: the annotation of a GenBank genome assembly